ACUGUGGAUUUCUUUAAAAAGCCUUCAGGCUGCCCUACUUGGAAUUAAUUCUCAAUCUUCUAUGAUUUUGGGCAGGUGAUUGUUUUGGUUUGUUUUGAAGCUCUCCAACAUGAUUUUGAUGUACAGCCCAACUUAUCAAUCCCUGAUUAUACUCCAUUUUCUCAUUUGACCUCUCAGUCAUCCUGUGAGACAAGUAGUGUUAGCUCAGUUUUGCACAUGAGGAAGAUGAAGCUUAAUGUGAUUAUAUACCUUCCUCCACAAGGGAUAUAAACAAGAAACUUAACAGAAAACAUUUAAAAAAUGACCUUUAAACAUUUUGAGUGAUGCUUAACCUCAGUAAUUAAAAAAUACAAAUCAAGAUGUCAUGCCUAUAAUUCACUAAGCUGUCUAACAAAGGUUAAAAAGAAUGAUAUAUUGUUAUGGUAAAAGAGUGGUGAAGCAAGCCCUAUUUUAUGAUUGUGGAGUGUAGGUACAACUAUUUUGGAGAGCAUCAGUUGUGUAAAAGUGAUCAUGUAAGCAUAUUCUGAUGUUUAUUAAAGCAUUAUUUGAAGUUGUUUCCAGUUUAAGUUGUUAACUGUGACCAUAAUUAGGAGAUCGAUUAAAUAAGUUAUGGUAUAUACAUUGGAACACUGGGUAGCUCUGUAAUAGAAUAUGGUAAUUUUGUAUUCCCUGGUAGAGAUUUACACAUAUAUUAAAUUUUAAAAAGUUGCUGGGUAGUAUGCAGUGUGAUCUUGCUUUUAUAAAUGCAUGAGAGUUAAACAUUGAAUUCUGUUAACGUGGCUAUUUGUACAUACUUAUAGGAAAAAGUCUAGAUGGAAACAGAAAAGUGUUGAGAGUGGUUAGGUCUGAGAAGAAGGAUUGGUAGGGUGGGUGUUUCAUAUUUUAUACCUGUUUGUUGUUUGUAUUCACCUGGCUGUUGCAAAUAAGGUCUGUUGUUUCUGUAAUUUUAAAAAGAUAUAAAUGUGAAAAAUGUAACUUGGUCAAGAUCAACACAACUGGCAAGUGGCAUAGCUAAGACUUGGAAUUCUCAGACUCCAAAGGAGAAAUUUUUCAGAGAAAUAUUAACCCAUGUGAUAAUGAAUUUUAACUGAUUUGUAGUAGGAAAGCAUUAAAAUUUUUUUGUUUUUAAAAUUUACAUACAAUAAAAUUCCCUUUUUGUGGUAUAAAGUCCUAUGAAUUCUUUUUAAAACAAACUUUUUAUGGAAGAAUAGCAUACUUAAGAAAAGUGUCCACAUUUUAACCAUUCAGCUCAAUGAAUUUACACGUGUUGCCAGGUAACUGGUACCCAGUUCAAGAAACAGAACAUUGCUUGUAUUUCUGAAGUCCUCCUCAUGACCCUUUCAAUCCCCACUCUCCUGACUUCAAACACCAGGGAUUAAUUUAGCCUGAUAUUGAGCUUUAUAUAAAUGGAACCAUACAUAUGCUCUUUUCUUUGUCUGGCUUCUUUUUUGCUCAACAUUAUGUUUGUGUUUAUCCAUAUAGUGUAUGUAGUCUAGUUUGUUUUCAUUGCUGUAGGCCAGGAUUUCUCAGAUGUGGCCCUAUUGACAUUCUUUGUUAUAGGGGAGGCUCUUCUGUGCAUCAAAGGAUGUUUCCCAGCAUCCCUGACCCCAAUCACAAGAUGCCAGUAGCACGCCCCCCAGUUAUGACAACCUAAAAUGUCUCCAGAUGUUGCUGAAUGUCCCCUGGGGAGGCGGGCAGAGUCUGGUUGAGAACUACUGAAGUACAGUAUUCCUUUGAGUAUGCCACAAUUUAUUUACCCAGGCUACUGUGUUGAUGGAUAUUUGGAUCAUUUCCAGUUUGAAGCUGUAAAGAAUAAUGUUGCUAUGAACAUUUUUGUACAAGCUUUUUUGGGAGGGUAUAUCCACAUUUCUGUUGAGCAUGUAUGUUGGAUUGAAUUUAUAGGUUAUAAGAUAUGUGUAUGUUCAGCUUUGUUAGAUUUUGCCACAUUAUUUUCCAAAGUGGUUGUACUAAUUUUUACUUUACCAGUCAUGUAUGAGAAUUUCGUUUUUCCACAUUCUCAUGAGGCUUAAAUUUGAACUAUGAUAUUUUGAAGUUUAGGGCCUGAGUUUUCUUCUUUUUUGUGUACCCACUGGUUGGCACAGUAAAUGACACACAGAAGAUUCCAGUUGCUGAGUGAAUGAAGGCAUGAGUUCUGGCCCUCUGCUCUAAUGUCCUGUGAUCUGGAUGACAUAUAGCUCAGCUCUGGCAUUUGGGAAGCAGUUACCCAUCACAGUUGCUCUUUCCUAUGUUGAUGACAAGGUCUCCCUCCCCACCAUCACCAACAGCUUAUGGUCUCCAGACAAGGCCAUGUUUUCACUUUCUUGUUGGCCUUUGCCAGAGUUUGAUCCAAGCCAAAUUCGACUAAUUGUAUAUCAAGACUGUGAAAGACGAGGGAGAAAUGUCUUGUUUGACUCCAGUGUUAAGAGAAAAAAUGAGGACAUAUCAGUAUCGAAGCUCUGUAGUGAUGCUCAAGUUAAAGUCUUUGGGAAAUGCUGCCAACUGAAACCUGGAGGAGACAGUUCUUCCUCUUUAGAUAGUUCCAUGACUUCAUCUUCUGAUGUAAAAGACCAGUGUCCUAAGUACCAGGGUUCUCGAUGCUCUUCUGAUGCCAAUAUGCUUGGAGAGAUGAUGUUUGGCUCAGUAGCAAUGAGCUACAAAGGCUCCACCUUAAAGAUUCAUCAGAUCCGUUCCCCUCCACAGCUUAUGCUCAGCAAAGUUUUUACUGCACGGACUGGCAGCAGCAUCUGUGGAAGUCUCAAUACGCUGCAAGACAGUCUUGAAUUCAUCAAUCAGGACAACAGUACAUUAAAGGCUGAUAAUAACACAGUUAUUAAUGGAUUACUUGGAAAUAUAGUUCACAGCAACCCAAUGGACAUGCCUGGAAGAGAGCUGAAUGAGGACAGAGACAGUGGCAUAGCACGCUCUGCAUCUCUCAGCAGCUUGCUUAUUACACCAUUUCCCUCUCCAAACUCCUCACUUACCCGAAGUUGUGCCAGCAGCUACCAGCGACGUUGGCGACGUAGCCAAACAACAAGUUUGGAGAAUGGGGUGUUUCCUAGAUGGUCUAUAGAAGAAAGCUUUAAUCUGUCAGAGGAGAGCUGUGGCCCUAACCCAGGGAUUGUGAGGAAAAAGAAGAUUGCAAUUGGGGUAAUCUUUUCAUUAUCCAAAGAUGAAGAUGAAAGUAACAAAUUUAAUGAAUUCUUUUUUUCACAUUUUCCUCUGUUUGAAAGCCACAUGAACAAAUUAAAGAGUGCAAUAGAACAGGCUAUGAAAAUGAGCCGGAGAUCAGCUGAUGCCAGUCAGAGGAGUUUGGCAUAUAAUCGAAUAGUUGAUGCCCUAAAUGAAUUCAGAACAACAAUUUGUAAUCUUUACACAAUGCCACGAAUUGGAGAGCCUGUCUGGCUUACAAUGAUGUCGGGGACUCCAGAAAAGAACCAGCUUUGCCAUCGUUUCAUGAAGGAGUUUACUUUUCUAAUGGAAAAUGCUUCCAAAAAUCAAUUCUUGCCAGCACUCAUUACUGCAGUUCUGACCAAUCAUCUUGCCUGGGUUCCAACAGUCAUGCCAAAUGGACAGCCACCUAUAAAAAUAUUUUUAGAAAAACAUUCCUCUCAGAGUGUGGACAUGUUGGCAAAGACUCAUCCGUAUAACCCACUUUGGGCACAACUGGGAGACUUGUAUGGCGCUAUUGGCUCUCCUGUACGGUUAGCAAGGACUGUGGUAGUUGGUAAACGACAAGACAUGGUCCAGAGGCUGCUUUAUUUUCUUACUUACUUCAUAAGAUGCUCUGAACUUCAAGAAACCCAUCUUUUAGAAAAUGGAGACGAUGAAGCCAUUGUUAUGCCAGGCACAGUAAUUACAACCACUUUAGAGAAAGGUGAAAUCGAAGAAUCUGAGUAUGUGCUUAUUACAAUGCAUAGAAACAAAAACAGUUUGCUCUUUAAAGAGUCAGAAGAAACAAGGACUCCUAAUUGUAACUGUAAAUAUUGCAGUCAUCCACUCCUUGGGCAAAAUAUAGAGAAUGUUUUGCGACAAGAGAGAGAAGGUUUUCAAAACAGCUCUAAGGAGCUGCUAGGAAAUUCAAACGAGUGCCGAAUGAUUUCUCCUUCUUCUGACUGCCAAGAAGAAAAUGCUGUUGAUGUUAAACAGUGCAGAGAUAAAUUAAGAACUUGCCUUGACACCAAGUUAGAAACAGUUGUUUGCACAGGAUCUGCUCCAGUGGACAGAUGUGCAUUGUCAAAGUCAAGCUUAGAGCCUGCAGAGGAAUCAUGGCAGAGUGAGGAAUUGCUAGAUUCAGGUAAUCACACAGGUAAAGUGUUCAGAUCCACAGGAAUGGUUGUGGAAAAAAAACCUCCGGAUAAACUUGUAACAGCUGCAUUUUCUUGUGAGGCAACCCAGACAAAGGUUACUUUCUUGAUUGGGGAUUCUAUGUCACCCGACUCAGAUACUGAACUCCGGAGUCAGGCAGUAGUGGAUCAGAUUACCAGGCAUCACACCAAAUCACCGAAGGAGGAAAGAGGGGCUGUUGAUCAGCAUCAAGAAACUGCACAAACAGCUAAAUCUGGAGAGCCUGAUAAACUGAACAUGGUAUCUGGUGAGCCCUGUGAACUUCCCUGCUGGAAUCAUUCAGACCCCGAAAGCAUGAGCUUAUUUGAUGAAUAUUUUAAUGAUGAUUCAAUUGAAACCAGGACUAUUGAUGAUAUUCCAGUUAAAACAAGUACAGACAGUAAAGAACACUGCUGUAUGUUAGAGUUUUCAAAAAGAUUUUAUACAAAAAAUAGCAAACAGAACAAUGAAUUUUGCAAAUGUGUAGGAACAGUUCACCAAGAUUCAUGUAAAACCUGCUUUCCUCAGCAAGACCAAAGAGAUACACUCUCCAUUCUUGUCCCCCAUGGGGAUAAAGAGAGUUCAGAGAAGAAAGUUGCUGUGGGAGCUGAAUGGGACAUUCCAAGAAAUGAAAGUUCAGAUAGUGCCCUUGGGGAUAGUGAAAGUGAAGAUACAGGUCAUGAUGUGACUAGACAAGUAAGCAGUUAUUAUGGAGGAGAGCAAGAAGAUUGGGCAGAAGAAGAUGAGAUACCUUUUCCUGGGUCAAAGUUAAUUGAAGUGAGUGCUGUUCAGCCCAAUAUUGCCAACUUUGGGAGGUCCUUGCUGGGUGGCUACUGCUCUUCUUAUGUGCCUGACUUUGUUCUUCAAGGAAUUGGGAAUGAUGAGAGGCUCCGUCAGUGUUUAGUGUCAGAUUUGUCUCAUGCUGUGCAGCAUCCAGUAUUGGAUGAACCAAUAGCAGAAGCUGUCUGUAUUAUAGCAGAUAUGGAUAAAUGGACUGUUCAAGUGGCCAGUAGCCAGAGACGAAUGACAGAUAAUAAAUUGGGAAAGGAAGUGUUGGUUUCCAGUCUUGUUUCCAAUCUGCUUCAUUCCACUCUUCAGCUUUAUAAGCAUAACUUGUCUCCAAAUUUUUGUGUAAUGCAUCUUGAAGACCGGUUACAGGAGCUAUACUUCAAGAGCAAAAUGCUGUCUGAGUACCUGAGGGGACAGAUGCGUGUUCAUGUCAAGGAGCUGGGAGUGGUUUUAGGGAUUGAAUCCAGUGAUCUUCCUCUUCUGGCUGCUGUAGCAAGCACUCACUCUCCAUAUGUUGCUCAGAUACUACUUUAACAGAAAGGCUGUUGGAAAUUAACUUUGGUGGAAAGUUAAGUAGAAACCAAGGAAGCAGUCACAACAUGCAUUUAUGGCAAUUUUUUUUCUCUGUCAGACCUUCAUCUGAAUGAGUCAGUCACCUGGGUGGGUAUUCUGCAUUGCAGUGCAUAUUGUGUCAUCACUGGAUGGCUUUUUCAUUUUGAUUGGACUUCUGGAUGGUGGCAGACUUUUAACCAAGUGAAACUAAAAACAGCAUUUGGGAGGAGAGCAUUUGAAGAAGCCAAAGUGUAACUUCGACGUUUCUACAAAAUGAAUAACAUUGAGGAAUUUCAUUAUGAUCACUACAGUCUUGCCACAACCCAUAAGUAGGAGGAAUGGAUAUCUCAUGAUUAAAUGGCUCAGAAAGAGUCAUUUCAUUAGUUUUAAUUCUUUAUUUCUAAGGUACAAAGAUCUAUGAAACUUUUGUGUUUUUUUGUUUUUCAAUUCAAAAUAGCCGAUUUCUGGGUAUUUCUCAAAAUUUUAAACAGCUUGUUAAUUAGAAUAAACUCAGAAUAAAGCGUAUAAACCUGUGUUAUGUUAUCCAUCCAAGUGUACAUAUGUAUCUAUUUUUUAAAAAAGCAGAGGUAGAAAUACAAGAUUGGUAAACAUGCCUUUUUAAAAAAUAUAUUUUCAACUAGGAUUAAUUGUAUAUAAUGUUGAAAUAUUACUUUCUGGUGAUUUUUCUGUUUCACACACUCUAAAAUAUAAGUAAAGCCAAUCUUUUUUUAAGGCUGAGGAAUGUAGAUUCCCAAAAUAAGAAUACUACUUUAUACCAUUUGUUUUGUUUAUAAGUAUAAGCUAAUUCUUAUAAAUGUUAAUAUUUACAUAUUUGCAUUUAAUUUAAUAAAUUAAAAUUAGGAUUAAAAAUUGCACCAAAGCAUUGGCAGAAAUAAUACUAUUUUCUUUAAAAGUGCUCAGGUAGCCGAGGCCCUUGGUUUCGGUAUCAGCCCUUCUUGAACCCAUAGGAACUGAAUAUUUGUUUCACUGCUUCAUAAUAUUCAGUUUACACUAAAAUAACUCAUUAACUCUUAAGAUUUUUUUUUUCUCUAAUAGCUCCUCUCUUCCAAAAGCUAACUUUUUUCAAAGAUUUCAACUUUUCAGUUGUUAUUGUUUUUGUAUAUAUUGUAGAGUGUUGCUUGUGAGAAAGGCUAAUAUGGAACCAAACUCUUGUAAGUAAUGUAAAUAGAAAGAUGGGUAGAUAAAGUUUUCAUUAUGCUCUACUACCUCAGUUUACUUGAAAUACUACAUUAUAGUUUAUCCUUUACUUAUCUGGUCUAAGAUGCUUUUAAUGCUAGAAGUGAAGCUGGUUUCUGCUUUCAUGAACUGUUUUCAUCAAAAUUAGUUGAUUAGCUUAAAACAGAAAACCACUUGCUCAUUCUGUUUCUAGGAACAUUUUGUCUAUAAUGCAUCUAUUCUUGCUAUUUAAGUUUUCAAUAAUUAAGGAAGAUUUCUGUGAUUUAUUUAGUCUUUGACCUUGAAUUUAUAGCAUUGGGUCACAUUUUGUCUUACUCUAAUCUCCAGCUAGACUAAGAAGAAAUGGUUAUUUUAAUGGAAUGUAAACCUGAAAUUGGUGUGCUUGCAAUUGCUUUGGCCCCUGUGUCCUAUCAGCUGGUCCCAGUUAGUACCAGAGUCUUCCAUGGAUGACUUGCUGUCAAAGAGUGUUUAUGGAUAUAUUUUUGUUAGCUUAAUUUUUUAGUCUAUUCAUUAAUGAAGUUCUUCUCUCAUCUGUUGUUUGGAAUUUUAUGAAUCAAUCUCUUUAGCAGAAUUCAGAAUAUAGAAAAGAUCAUAUGUGGCCACUGUACAUUUUUAUUUUUAAUUGUAGUUCAGAAUAUGUAGCAGGUAGACAGUGUCUUUUUUAUGUGUGUUAUUGUUUAAAUUAAUCAUUGAACUAUUCACAGUCCUGUCUAUUUGAAAUCUCUAAUAAAUUACCAUUUAGGAAAUCUAGUCUUUAAUAAAUGGAUGGCUCAUGCUACUGUAAUUCUUAAAACUAAGCUUUGCUUGAAAGGAAAAGGCCUAUAGUUUCUUAUAGAAUCAUCAAUCCUUAUAGGAUUCCUGAGUUUUAUAAUUUGCAAUUCUUCUGUAAUUUCUGCUCCUUCGUCAUAGUCAUUCUUGCAUUACACAAAGCCCAAGGAAUGAGCUGCUACUUCUUUAAAGUGUGAUCAUUAUGAUGAAUGUGAAAAGAAUUUUUGGCCUGUUCAAAAUAAUUUUUUUCAACUUCUUACGGUACAGAUAGAUAUGUUACACAUUUUAAAAACCUAUUUGUUGCAACAGGAGAUGAAAAAGGGAUCUUUUACAUUAUAGAUUUAAAACUAAUUUUUCCUGUAUAUAAACUAAUUGGUUUGAUUUUAAAUAUUCCUGGCUUUUAUUAAUAUGUCUUAAUUUUGAGUUUGAAAAUGUUAAGUGCAAUAAACAUACUAGCACAGAUUUCAUUUUGUUGCAAUUGGCAUACACUGGGGAUGAUCACUUUAAAAAGAAACAGAUUUUACACAAUGCCUACUUCUGGUAGAUGUCUUAUGAGAUUAUUAUGCUUUAAGUUAUUUAGAUGGUGGGAGAUGUAAAAUGUAAAUACUUGUUUCUUGUUCUGUAUACAUUUCUCAAAUGUACGCCUGUAUUAUAAUAACCUCCCAGUUCUAGGGGAUAUUUGUGCAAUAAAUACACAUGUCAAUUUGA
Molecule: messenger RNA, 8337 nt
Organism: Delphinapterus leucas (beluga whale)
Lineage: Eukaryota; Metazoa; Chordata; Mammalia; Artiodactyla; Monodontidae
Source: RefSeq, a predicted model, not a curated record